This is a messenger RNA of Malania oleifera, 1961 nucleotides long. Its product is annotated as protein TRIGALACTOSYLDIACYLGLYCEROL 1, chloroplastic. The coding region runs from base 699 to 1763 and encodes 354 amino acids. Gene Ontology annotation, cellular component: ATP-binding cassette (ABC) transporter complex. NCBI's taxonomy places the organism in Eukaryota, Viridiplantae, Streptophyta, Magnoliopsida, Santalales, Ximeniaceae. The record is from RefSeq and is a predicted model, not a curated record. Gene Ontology annotation, biological process: phospholipid transport. The transcript has 4 exons.
AUGAUAAAGCGGGGAGAGAUGCAAGAUACCCUCUCUGCUCCUUCCACCCGUUUCCAGUGUCUUCUCCUUCUCCAACCCUAAUCCUACUCCUGCCUCCGUUGCACCGCGUGACCUCAGGCUUAUGCCACUGCGCCGCCGUCCGCCUAACAUCUCGCAACCAGAUUCUCGUCAUUUUCGUCGACUCUUGGUCUCUCAAGCUCUCUCUAUCUCAUUGCACCAAAAGCCCCAGCUGCCUGUUGAGUUCUUUCUAUGUGAUUAUCACUGACGACCAUUGCGAAGCCCUUCCGGCCAUCCCAAAAUAAACACUCCUUGAGGCCCUGCUCCUUUUAAUUCUGUUGUCAAAACCCUAAAAAAACUUCUUAUGAGGAGAAGCCAAGAGAUUGGGAGUUGAGAGGUUGUUUGACAUUGGAGUGUUUGGUCUUUGGAGCUGUAGCGCCACUACGCCAGCCUUGCAAAGCCCUGUGGGACCUCACAUUCUCUUGGAUUCCUUUGCUCACUGGAGCAAAAACAACAAAAGGAGUUGCGAUUGUUGGAGGAAGAUCAUUGGCUUUCUUGCUUCUUCGAUUCGAGCUUAGAACCCAGCUAACACAACAGGCUACUCAAAUUUCCUAUUACAUGGUUUUUAUUGACUCAGCCGUUGCAUAGGAUGUGAGAUCCCUCCACUUUUUUAUACAGAGUUGAAGUGCAACGAAUCAAAGAUGCUAGUAGCUUCUCAUUUUCACCCAUUCCUUGACAUUUGUGACAGAAAUAGCAUUAUCAAACAGCGUGGGUGGAUGAAGUACAAAUCCUUGAAUUCAAGUCAAUUUGUUGGAAGAUUUGGCUUCACUCGACGAAUUCAGACUCCCAAAUUUCUCAUACCUGUCCGACAAACCAGCACUUUUGUGAUUCCGAACACAGAUGAUGGCCACCUUGCUGUAUCCUUGACCGAGGAGAAUGCAAACACAAAUCAUGGUCUCAACAAUGGAGUAGAGACUUGGUUGAGCAAAUGGUCACCUCCUGGGUACCUAUGGAGAGGAUUAUCGGUUCCCAUCCUGGCAGGGCAGGUAAUUUUAAGGACCCUGAAAGGCAAAGUCCACUGGAGGAACACACUCCAACAACUAGAAAGAGUUGGGCCGAAAUCAGUUGGUGUCUGUCUCUUAACUUCGGCCUUUGUUGGCAUGGCCUUCACCAUCCAAUUUGUUAGAGAAUUCACCAGAUUAGGUUUGAACAGAUCUGUUGGUGGUGUACUCGCCCUGGCCUUCGCAAGGGAGCUGAGUCCUGUGGUGACAUCGGUGGUAGUUGCAGGUCGUAUUGGUAGUGCUUUUGCUGCAGAGUUGGGAACAAUGCAGGUUUCUGAGCAAACUGACACCUUGAGAGUUCUUGGGGCAAAUCCUGUUGAUUAUCUGAUCACACCAAGAGUGCUUGCAUCUUGCAUUGCGUUACCUAUUUUGACUUUAAUGUGUUUCACGGUGGGAAUGGCUUCCAGUGCUCUGUUGGCUGACACUGUUUAUGGGGUUAGCAUUAACAUUAUCUUGGAUUCUGCUCAGAGAGCUCUCAAGUCGUGGGAUAUAAUUAGUGCAAUGAUCAAGUCGCAAGUUUUUGGUGCAAUCAUAUCUAUUGUGAGCUGUGCAUGGGGAGUUACUACCAUGGGAGGUGCCAAAGGUGUUGGAGAGUCGACAACUUCAGCCGUCGUCCUCUCUCUGGUUGGUAUUUUUAUUGCUGAUUUUGCACUUUCUUGUAUCUUCUUUCAGGGAGCUGGGGAUUCACUUAAGAAUUGUGUAUAAUGUAGGGGACAUCAUAUUGUUGCGCAGUUUUUUUUAUUUCGUUGUAAAUAGUCAAGCAUCAGAAACCGGGGAAAAAGGGGUGAGGGGUAAUGGUUUUUGUUGCAUGAAAUGAUCUUUUGGGAUUCAAAUCUAGAACAUAGUUCAAAGUAAAAAUAAAUUGGUUUUAUUGCCAAUAGGCAGGAUCACUGCCUAGGUAUA